Messenger RNA from Pseudocercospora fijiensis CIRAD86, 1434 nucleotides. RefSeq lists its product as uncharacterized. Gene Ontology annotation, molecular function: transmembrane transporter activity. Gene Ontology annotation, biological process: transmembrane transport. The transcript is spliced from 3 exons. Lineage: Eukaryota; Fungi; Ascomycota; Dothideomycetes; Mycosphaerellales; Mycosphaerellaceae. Bases 1 to 1320 code for a protein of 439 amino acids. The record is from RefSeq and is a predicted model, not a curated record.
AUGUUGAACGUGGCCACCAUCGCUUCUAUGGCCAUCCUAUCACCUUUGGCCAGUUCCAUGUUCACUCCAGGGAUCGAUCAAAUCGCCCAAGCACUCAAUACCACUGCAAACCUUGUCAUUGGAUGUACGACUGGCUUUGUUGUCAUGCUUGGAAUCGGUCCCCUGCUCCUCGCGCCGCUCAGUGAGACGUUUGGGAGAAGACCUAUGUAUCUCGUGGGCUUUGGAGUGUUUACAUUGUUGCAGAUACCUUCGGGAUUGGCCCCGAAUAUAGCCACGCUGAUCGCUAUGAGGACGAUAUCCGGCUUCUUCGGCUCCGUUUCUAUUGCCAAUGGAGGAGGCUCUCUCGCGGAUAUGUUCGAACCUGGUGAGCGGGCAGGGAUUUUUGGAUGGUAUUUACUUGGACCAUUGAUGGGCCCGACUUUGGGGCCGCUCUUUGGAGGGCUCAUUGUGCAAAGACUUGGGUGGCGAUGGAUCUUCUUGAUCUUGACGAUUGUGUGCGCGCUGAAUACGACUUCAGCAUUCUUCCUCCUGAAGGAGACAUAUGCACCAGUCAUCCUUGCCAAACGAAAAGCACGGCUCGAACGUGAACACAACACACCUGGAAAAUAUCGCUUCGAGGGAGAAGACUAUCGUCCGCUUGUCGUCAAGCUGCGUCACUCCCUGAAAAGACCUCUACGCAUCCUGAUCCAACCCAUCGUGAUGACUAUGAGCGUCUAUCAAGCCAUCCUCUUCGCAACAACAUAUUCGCUAUACACAAACUUCCAGCCCAUCUACCACGGCGAAUACGGCUUCAACACUGAACAAGUCGGACUAAUGUAUCUCGGUCCUGGUCUUGGCUUCCUGGCUUGCGUGUGGUUUAUAGUCCCCAGAAUCGAUACGGUUUACAAUCGACUGGCAUCACAAAAUCAUGGAAAAGGUCGUCCAGAAUUUCGAUUGCCGUUGGCGAACAUUGGUUCCGUGUUCAUUCCUGUCUCGCUUUUCUGGUUUGCUUGGAGCGUGGAAAACCACACACCUUGGAUUGUCUCGAUCAUCGCCAGUUUCUUCUAUGGCGUAGGUCAAAUCAUCAUCCUCAACUCCACGACGAAUUACUACAUUGAUUCCUUUGAGCGGUACGCGGCUUCAGCAAUCGCAGCCGGUGCUGUGUUCAGAGCAGUAGUGGGUGGCAUCGUUCCACUUUUCGCGCCAAUGCUAUUCGAAAAUGUGGGAUACGGAUGGGGUAUAUCAGUAUUCGGAUUCCUGGCGUUGGCUAUCGCUCCAGCACCACUGAUCUUCCUCAUCUAUGGCGCGAAAGUGCGCGAGAGGUAUUGGGUGGACAUCUGAGCAUCUUGCAUUUGUGAAAGCAUGACGCACGGCACCUUUUCUUCCAAGCAAUUUCAGCCCGGCAUAAAAGAAUAGCAUGUCAUUGCAUGAUCCAAAAUCAAAGCUAUCCUGAAG